This is a messenger RNA of Linepithema humile (Argentine ant), 2070 nucleotides long. RefSeq names its product Ada2a-containing complex component 2 (gene Atac2). Lineage: Eukaryota; Metazoa; Arthropoda; Insecta; Hymenoptera; Formicidae. The record is from RefSeq and is a predicted model, not a curated record. Gene Ontology annotation, molecular function: histone acetyltransferase activity.
UACCUACAUAUCUAGUGCCUUAGGUUAAGUAAAUCUCUCUUCAAUUUAUUUGUUAUUUAUUUAAGAGAAUAAAAUGUCAGAAAUUAUUGAAGAGGAAAGCACGACAAAUCUAAAAGAACAGAAUGAGACCAAGAUCACGGAAUAUUGCAAAAAGUGUGGAAAAGCAGGCAAUCCUUACGAUAAACCAAUGUUGCACUGCAGUGGAGGAUGUGACAGAAAAGUACACAUAGAAUGCUUAGAAAGAGGCAGCGUUCCAGCUUCUUUUAUAGGAGAUGUCUUCUUCGACUUUAAUUGUGCUUCUUGCAAUCCGUUAGAGGAAGAAAUGGUUGUACGCGAUAAAAUGCCAUGGCUCAAUGUGAUUAUUUUGACACUUUACAAUCUACGUGAAAAAUCAAGCGGUAUCAGCAAAAGAGGAUACUUUCAUUGGAAAUCCGACAUUAGUUCUUUUGUGGAGAGAAAUUGGGAUACUUUGUUCAAAAAGACAGUGAAAAAGAAGAAGAAUUGGAUUGGCACUAUAUCUGGCACAUUAUCCCAUUAUAGCGGAAUCUUUUUUAAGUCUGGCACUAGUGAAUUAGGGGAAUCUGGAUGGUGGAAACUCUUGGAUAAUGAUCCCCCUGAAAUUUUAAUCUCCAAAAAUAGCAAAAUGGUAAUGGAUAGAAAGAAAAAUAUUGGUCUAAAAUUAUCUUAUAAAUUAUCAUGUAGUCCUGCACUGUCAGAUUCCAGCAUCUCGGUUGGCGAUGAUAGCAAUUGCAGUAGUGAAUUAUUUAAAAACAAAAGCUCAGUAUAUUCUUAUGCAUAUGUUCAACCUACUGAAACACUAUCUGACUUUUUACUCGAAGAUGAUGAGCCAAACGAUAUGGAUAUGGAAGAUGAUAUAAUAUUGCGUAACGAGAAUAAUGUUCCAUCUAUCUCCGACUUAAUUCAAGACUGUCAAUACGAAAACAAUUUUCAUUUAGCACAACUAAUGUAUAAUUCCGAUUGGUCAUAUAAUAUGAGUACUUCACCACAUUAUACUGGUGAUGAAAUUAAAAAUGUUAAGGAAGAAGGAUACGAUGAUGACUGUAACGAUAGUCCUGCUUUCACACAGGAGCAGCUACCAGUUUCUUUGUUUAAAGAAGCAAAACCUCGUAAACGGCCUUGGUCUAAAUCAUUCCCUGCUACUAGUGAGAAAAUUUCACGUAUGACUCGUCAAGAAGAAGUAUAUUUGUUACAAAGAAUCAAUAAAACUGAUCUAAAUAAAGCACCGCCGGCUAUCAGAAGAUUGUACAGAAAAUUAGCGGUGCGAAAAACGAAGAGAGAUUACGGACUUCCUCUAUUAGACGUUGAUUGUUUUGGGUCUAAAUCUGAAACAUCCGUGAUACUAUCAAAAGACAAUAACAGAGUGUUGGAUCGAUUUUUUAGUGACGAUCUUGGGUGCAUCUUUGAACAAAGACUGCAGGGCUAUAACGAACCUACGUCUGUACAUAGUCCAUACACGAACAGAAUUUUAAAACCAUUUAUAAGGCGAGAUACUUCUUGCCAGCCAUUGUGGUUAAGACUUACAGACGAACUGUGCGCGAAAGUGAAUAAAAAUAAUCCACAGUGGAGACCGUCGCCUAGAUCACCCAUUGAUUAUUCUUACAUUCGACCGCAACACAUACCCGCAAUCAACAGUCUCUGUAAUCAAUUCUUUUGGCCUGGUAUAGAUUUGACUGAAUGUUUGCAAUAUCCAGACUUUACCUGCGUUGCGCUGUACAAAAAAUUAGUCGUGGGUUUCGCGAUAUUGGUACCGUAUGUCGGCUAUAAUGAAGCCUACAUCUCAUUCUUCCUGACACGUCCGGAAUGGCAAAAAUCUGGCAUCGGCACAUUCAUGCUGUAUCAUUUAAUACAGACCUGUAUGGGACAAGAUGUCACGUUACACGUAUCGGCUACUAAUCCCGCUGUGUUAUUAUACCAGAAAUUCGGUUUUAAGGUGGAAGAAUUUAUUCAAGAUUUUUACGACAAAUAUAUGCCGCCGAAUUCACGAGAAUGUAGACACGCUCUGUUUUUACGUUUAAGCAGAUGAUUGAAUAAAGUAAUUUCUUUAUAAAA